AUGGUUGAAGAAGGACAAUAUGAUUACUAUAAGUUUGCGAUUGAUGAGGCUACUGUAGAAAAAAUAGUGGUAGGAAACAUCAAAGUUAUUGUAAAGAUAGAUGUGGAAAAGGAUGGAGCGGAUACUGAUGUAUCAAAGUACCCGGUUCUGUUCCCAUCUCUUCAUCAACACGAGUGGUCUUCACGCGACGUGGGUUCAAAGACCUUAAUAUCGAGAUCAAAAGAGAGAGCUCUGAGCUUGGGGACUUACACUAUAGGUGUCUACGGGUUCAAGGGAACAGUUAAAUACCAGGUUUCAGUACCAGGUUGCAUAUUGUUUAGGUUCCAAGACCACGAGAACAUGUAG
This is a messenger RNA of Arabis nemorensis, 345 nucleotides long. The record is from the annotation of a GenBank genome assembly. Lineage: Eukaryota; Viridiplantae; Streptophyta; Magnoliopsida; Brassicales; Brassicaceae.